UAUACACAACACAAAAACGUGAAAACAAAAAUUUCACUGAAAAAUGGCCAUAGCUGAAUCCAACGUGGAGUUCCUGAAGAUUAAUUCUCCGGCGUUCUACGGCGGCAUAAGACGGCAUCUCUGGCAGACGCCUAGGGUGGUGGACACCGUGUCAUGCCGCCAGCUGUACUUGAGGAGCGCUUAUACGUUCUCGAGAAAAGAAACUAUUCCUCAGAAAACUAAGAAGUGUCUCGGAAAAGUCAGAGAAAGAGUGGCGAACGGCGGGAAAAAGAAGGGAAAAUCCGGUGGGAGACGGAGGCGCGUGAGGAGGAUCGCGGUGGUGAGGAGAGUGAAGAAAAUUUGUUGUGCGGCGUUGUGCGGUGUUUUCCGAAAGUUGUUAUCGUGCACUGCUACUGUUGAUGUUGUGGAUCAUGAAAGUUAAAAAAAGUUAGUGUUAGUUACAGUAUUUUAUUUUUUUCUCUCUUUUUGUCCUUUUUACCUUUAAUUUUUUUGACUUUUUUUUUGUCUGAGUUAGUAUAAUUUGUAUUCAAAAAAAAAAAAAAAAAGGAAGAGAAGUCUCUGUGUCUUUUUUCUUCGGCCAAA
This is a messenger RNA of Solanum dulcamara, 582 nucleotides long. RefSeq lists its product as uncharacterized. Bases 44 to 421 code for a protein of 125 amino acids. The transcript has a single exon. The record is from RefSeq and is a predicted model, not a curated record. Lineage: Eukaryota; Viridiplantae; Streptophyta; Magnoliopsida; Solanales; Solanaceae.